AUGCCGGACGCCACAGGAGCCGACCUCCCUCCCGAGAUGCUCUCCCGCAUCCUCUACUACCUCACUCCUCCUGACACAUGCAAGAAUCGUGCGAGCCACUCAUUCGAGCUCUCGUGGAAAAAAUACUUGCGCUUGAAGAGUGGACUCGCCACACCCAGCCUUGUGUGCAAGCACUGGUCGGAGGCGAUCAGACCUCUCCUCUUCUCAAGACUCGGUUUGCGCAGUGCAGAAGACGUACGUAUGUUACGGAACGUCAUCGACAGUCCCCGAUUCCGGACGUCGUCUCUAUCGGGCGCAAUCCAGCGUGUGUCAAUACAGCAGGAGGCUGCUCAGACGAAGCCGGCAUGGCUCCAUCACGUCCAUUGGCUGACAUCUCGACUUCAAGAAACAUUGUUCCACUGUUACAUCACGAGCCCUACGGAUGGGUCUCAUUCGAUGAUCGGCCACCGAGACCUGUUCCGUUCAUUACCCAGGGUGCCCCCACUUUACAGCCUGCGACUCACCGGCCUUGUGCUCAGGAAACUACAAUUUGCGAGUGCGACAGAGGCCGCGCUGCUCAUUGACGGCUUCCCAUUCCUCCAGCGUCUCGCUUGCUACCAACUGACCUUCCUCGAUCCAUCACCGGUUGUCCAGUCCCGCAGGAGUUCGCGAAGACCUUCAUCAUCUCUCGUCCAAUGCCAAGUGUAUCAAUGUGAGGCAAUACCACUUUCCGCGAAAGCAGCACUUGCCUCUGACAUCCUCUCGAUUGCUACCCGCGUCGGCCUCGACUUCCACACAUGGGACGCCGUUCUUCAUGCACUUCUUGCAUUGGCACCCGGAACAUUUCAAGCUGUACGCGUUGAAAUUCGGCAACCCGAGCACAGCUCGCUCAAGGUGCCGCGUGUUAUUCUCGGUCCAAGCACGGACGACAUAUUCUCGUUGCGUGGUAGUUAUAUCGACGCCUAUAUCGGGGUACGCCAGGAGAAUGCAGGCCAAGGUGUUGGGCCUCCAUCGGCAUUCAUCGACCGUAUCUACCUCUGUCUUUCAUUCUCUGACGCCCAGGCGAUUGAAUCCCUUCGUUUCGACGACUUACAGACGAUCGUCGAUGCUCCACUCUUCGACGGCCUUCGUUUUCCUAGUGAUACACUGGAUGGCCCGCGGUGCAAGACCUUGAAAGCGAUCCUGCGCUCCGUCUUGCAGGGGACGCAGUUGGACUGGGCUCUCAAGUCAGACAAACUCAAGUUCAGGUUUCCUGGUCCCCAAGGAGGCCGUGUUCUCAACAGUCAAGACAUUCGCUCCCUGCAAGCGAGCUUGGAGCACACUAUCGACGACGUCACGAUCACUCUCGACGCCGCUGAGCAAGUCGAGUGGAUUAUUCGCGAUGGUCAGGGAAAGGGCGAUGAAUACCUGGAGGAGCUUGUAGCCGCGCGCGCACGCGGACCAUCUGCGGAUGCGAGUUCUGGGACGGUGGCUGGGCCGUCUGCUCCGAAGGAGGCCUAGAGCACGGCGGCUGAGCGGUUCAAGGUGCGUAUCAUGGUCUGUACUCAUUUUCCUGCGGGUGGCUGAUGAGUGCCAUUCUAUAGCUGCCAACAUUAUCAAGACACAGCAGUUUAGUGGGUCAAGGAUGGCGCAAGGCUAGCAGGCAAGGCAGAGACGUGGAUGGUGCAGGGGUGGUGGCUAGGACGUUGGCGCAUGUAGGGAAUCUGUCACUGAAGAGAACCGCAUCACGACGAUGUUUCUCGGUUGUAUCUAUGCUUUGUAAUCUGCUCUGGUUUGUGCACGUCUCAGAAUCAAGGUCAUUGAAUCUUCU
Molecule: messenger RNA, 1789 nt
Organism: Phanerochaete carnosa HHB-10118-sp
Lineage: Eukaryota; Fungi; Basidiomycota; Agaricomycetes; Polyporales; Phanerochaetaceae
Exons: 2
Coding region: 1-1479 (492 amino acids)
Molecular function (GO): protein binding
Source: RefSeq, a predicted model, not a curated record